Messenger RNA from Bursaphelenchus okinawaensis, 1434 nucleotides. The record is from the annotation of a GenBank genome assembly. NCBI's taxonomy places the organism in Eukaryota, Metazoa, Nematoda, Chromadorea, Rhabditida, Aphelenchoididae.
AUGAGCGAAAAUGGCGAGAAAAAAGAAAUUUCGGCCAAAAGCAAUGUGACAUCGAAAUGGAAACAGGUAUUACCGGCGUUGGCAGCUGGUGGAAUUGCUGGAGCUGUGGCUAAAACAACGAUAGCACCGUUGGAUCGGACUAAAAUUUAUUUUCAAGGUAACAUUUUGAGAUUUUUUGUUCGAAUUUUAGGUGCCAAUUAGAAAUGAAGGAAACGGCUAGCUAAAACUAUAAGUUACAACUGAGUGAGACUAAAAUAGGAGUAGAAGAAUGUUUUAAUUGCUUUAAGUUUAGUUUGAAAGUAAACGAACAGAAACUUGGCUUGUUCUGAGGGUUUUCCUAUAAAAAUAUAUAUUUUUAGUAACAUCAGAACGCCGUUAUCACUUGAGAUCAGCUAUGAAGUUUGUGAAAGUCAGUUAUCAACAGGAAGGUUUCUGGUCGUUGUUCCGUGGAAAUUCGGCUACAAUGGCACGUGUUAUACCAUUCGCAUCGAUACAGUUUGCUUCAUACGAACAGUAUAGAAAUGUUUUACAUGUUGAUGAAGGAGGGUAAGGUUUUAAACGUAUUUUUGUGGGUUUUAAAUAUCCACAUGAAUUAAAAAACCAUAUAGCUACUGCAAUAUGGUUUUUUAAACGUGUUUUGAUAUAUUUUGAUGUUGUACGUUAGUAAGUUAAUAUUUUUAGGAAACGAACACCCUUUCGACGAUAUUGCGCAGGUUCUUUGGCAGGAAUCACGGCCACAGCGAUUACAUAUCCGCUAGACACGGCGAAAGCAAGGUUAUCAGUCUCAUCCAAGAAGGAAUAUCCCAAUUUAAGGGCGGUUUUUAAGUACGAAUAUCAGAAAAAUGGCUUGAAAAACUUUUAUCGAGGCUUAUGGCCAACACUUAUGGGUGUCAUUCCAUAUGCGGGUUCAGGAUUCUUUGUUAACAGCAGCUUGAAGUUAUGGUAUAGAGGUGUGGUUUUUGAUUUUUUUUUUAAAUUUUGGGUAAAUUUGAUGGUGAACAUAGUUGGUAGUAUUUAAAGAGGAUUGUAAUGUGCAUUUUUUUUUCAAAUCUUGAAGCAUUUUGGCAUUUUUUUUAAGAUAUGGCCAAAUUUGUUCAGCUACAUCAAGGUGAUCGUCUAAAAUCCGAAAUUUUAGAAAAGUUCAAAAAGCGACCCCCACUAGGCUACGAAUUAGUCUUUGGAGCAACGGCAGGUAUUGUAGGCCAAGUCACGUCAUAUCCAUUGGACAUUGUGCGUCGAAGAAUGCAAACAGGUAAAGUACCAGAAGGCCAAGGCGUCUGGAAGACCUUGUACACGAUUGGCAAGACGGAAGGUAUUCGAAAAGGAUGGUACAAAGGACUCAGUAUGAACUGGAUUAAAGGACCGAUUGCUGCUGGAUUGGCCUUCACCGUGAACGACCGGUUGAAACCGCUGUUCUUGAAAUGGGCCGCCUAA